This is a messenger RNA of Polistes dominula (European paper wasp), 1450 nucleotides long. RefSeq lists its product as uncharacterized. The record is from RefSeq and is a predicted model, not a curated record. Gene Ontology annotation, biological process: transcription by RNA polymerase III. Gene Ontology annotation, cellular component: transcription factor TFIIIC complex. Lineage: Eukaryota; Metazoa; Arthropoda; Insecta; Hymenoptera; Vespidae.
AUUGUUGUUCUUAACCUAUGCAAAAACAGGCAUCAAACGCAUGCGCGUAUGUAUAAGAACAGGCAUCAAACGCAUGCGCGUAUGUAUACAACACAUAUGCGCAUGCUCAAUAACACAUUUAGUUCCCACGAGUAAACGUAGGUGGUAGUGUUACUAGUUUAUUGCAGUGCAGUGCGUUUCCUGGGUGCAUUCCUUAAACAUGGAUUCCGAUACCGAAUUACAAGAAGACGAGGAGGAUAUUCUUGUGUACGUCGAAUUCGAAGGAUUUGUUAAUAAUAAUAUAUUUCGAAAUGGAGAAUUGCAAUUAGAUAUAAUUGGAAUAGAUACAGACCAUCCUAUAAUGCAAAUUGAUGGGAAGUUCUAUGAAGGUACUUAUGAGGAUGCUGUAGGAACUUAUAUGUUUUUUGAUAAAGAUGACCAACCAGUAAUCCAUGAUCCUGUAUUUGAUCAAGCUCCAACUUUAAAAUAUUUUGGAAAGACUAGAAAGAUAUUAAAAAUGCAGAGAGUAUUUGUUAAACAAAGGGUAGAAGUUCUCGGUGACUCUGAGCAUAGUAAAUGCAUUCCAAAUAUUGAUACGAUUAAAGAAGCUGGCAUUCCACCUAUGUAUCAAUCAGAAGCACUUUCCUUUUGGAAGGAUAUAAGAGACAAAAGAAUAGAUGCUUUAUGUGCCUAUUUGAAAAAACAUAAAAUCAGAGAAGAAAUGAAGUCACAAGGUAUUGCACUAGAUUCCGAAUCUGAUGAAGAUAAUCCGUUCGCUAUAUAUAAGGAUACAGAAGAAGGGAAAAGCCAACAAAACUUGGUUAAUUCUAACACCAAAUCAUCAGUGGAUGUAACUACUUCUUCUACAAGCGAAAAAGCUUCCCCAAAAGAAGUUAAGGAACAUAUCCAUUCUAAACCAUCUACUUCGAAAACUAGUGAUCCCAUUGCUGACAUGGAUCGUAAAGUAUGCAGACCUACUAAACUAGUUAAUAGAAAGAAAGUAUGCGUUAAAAGUAAAACGACAAAAAAACAGAAAAAGAAAUCAAAGGUUGUGGAAGAUGAAUCUAUUAAAAAAAAUGAUUGUAACACAGAAUCAAUACCUUCAAUGGAAGAACAAAAUUUGAAUAAUUCUACUUCAGAUACUGAAGUGAAUAAUCUACUUGAUAAUAUAGAAAAUUAUAUUAUAAAUAAUUUUGAUAUGAAGGAUAAUGUACAGGAACAUAAAGAUAUUAAUACAGACAUUAACACGGUUGAAACACAAGUGAAAACAACUGAUACUAUACUUGAUAUUGUGGAAAAUACUAAAGAUAAAAAGCAUGAUAAGUUAUCAAAGCGAGAAGCAAAAUUGAAAGCGUUAUUGGGAAAAUUGAAGUCUGAUAAAUAAUGUGAUAAAAUGAAUACAAAUAUCAGUGAUAAGGUAUAAUUACAAGUAAUAUAUAAUUUAAUAAAUAAUUCCGCUUGAUAAUUUAUU